AUGAUUGCGAUUGUCAUAGCAUAUGGUUUGGGCACCGCACUUAUCACCAUCUUUUUCUGCAAUCCGAUCGAGGCGAACUGGAAGUAUUGGCUACCGAAAAAUUGCCCAUCGCCCAAGCCGUUUCUCUUCAGCGUCGUCAUUAUCAACACAGUACUAGACGUCGUUAUCCUUAUUUCUCCACAGCCACUAGUAUGGCGUUUGCAGAUGGGCCGGAAACGCAAGAUGCUUGUGUCGUCUCUCCUUAUGGUUGGUGCCUUGGCUUGCGUAAUGAGCGUUCUACGCUUUGUUGCGCUGCUACAGAUCAUUCAGCAUGAUAUGCCCUAUUCCGCAACAAAGGCUCAAGCCUGGUCUCUGUUCGAGUUACAUACAUCCAUAUAUUGUGCAUGUAUGCCGAUGAUCCCGAAUCUCUUUCGCCACUGGAGGGGCGAACGUUUGCCCGAUAAUUCCGGCAUGUCGGGAUCGUCUGAGAUUUAUGUUGGACGUCCACGUCGCACUUCGAUGUCGAUUUUACAAGACUCUACUGAUGGAUUAUAUACUAAUGUUGAGCUCGAGGAUCAGAGAGGUCUGCACGACGAGGCUAAGGGUUUCUCGGUACGAGUUCAGACUGAUAUACAGACUCAGUGGGAAGCGACAUCCUCCAGAACACAGCGUGAAUCCGUUUGA
This is a messenger RNA of Aspergillus affinis, 663 nucleotides long. RefSeq lists its product as uncharacterized. Lineage: Eukaryota; Fungi; Ascomycota; Eurotiomycetes; Eurotiales; Aspergillaceae. Bases 1 to 663 code for a protein of 220 amino acids. The record is from RefSeq and is a predicted model, not a curated record. The transcript has 3 exons.